This is a messenger RNA of Meloidogyne enterolobii, 903 nucleotides long. The record is from the annotation of a GenBank genome assembly. Lineage: Eukaryota; Metazoa; Nematoda; Chromadorea; Rhabditida; Meloidogynidae.
UUUCAGGCAAUGUGUUCUCAUCGGCUGGCAAUAGCAAAACUAGUUCGUGAAUUUAAAGAACCACUUUUUUCUCAUUCGUCACAAGUUUCUCGUCAAAAUAAACAGGAGCUUUGGGAGUAUAUUAGGCAACAAGCAGUUGAUCAAGGAGCUUCCCAAUAUGCGAGGAAAUCGUGGAAAGAGAUUCGAGAUUGUGUUUGGGCUCCUAUUAGACGUGACACAAUGGCUAAACUGAACAAGGCUAAGACAGUUGGUGAAGACUCUGUUGUUUUUACUGAGAUCGACAAAAUUGUUAUUGAAAUAAUUAGCACAAUAGGGCUUAUGGGGUGGAGUGCUGAAGAUGACGUUAGAUCUCCGAUGGAUAUCUUUAUGGAGAAUGGCUUUAAUGAUAAUAUCUCUCACCAGCAACAGUUUUCCCGGGAUAAUACAGUUUCUUCUGGUUGUAUUAACGAUAAUAGGGAUAACUCUGAUGACGAUAUUACUGAGAUCGAGGGAAAGCCUUGUGAUUCUUUAAGUCAAAUGCUUGAAUUAAUUCGUGAAACGCCCAUGGCAUCAAUGAAUUCUAAAACAUGCUUCGACAGAAAAGAGAAUGAAAAUGGAUUUAAGAACAGAGAUCAAGAGCGUCAAAUUUCAGCAUCGUCAAAGAGUCAAUUCACUGAGGAGCAAUAUCCACAAAAUCCUCAUAAAAGAAAAGCCUUAGAUCAGCAAUCAAUUUUUCUAAAACCUUCAGAGUCACCUGUAUUUGUGCCUUCAUAUGAUUCUGACACUGAGUUAGACAAGGCUAUAAAACGUGCAAAGUUGGAACAACUCGAGUUGCAAAAAAUUCUCUUAAAAGAACAGAUAGAGGAAAAACGUUUACAGAAUCAACUUUUGCAGAUUGAACUUAAAACGAAGAGAGGAAAGUAA